Microplitis mediator is the source of this 620-nucleotide messenger RNA. Its product is annotated as histone H2A. The record is from RefSeq and is a predicted model, not a curated record. Lineage: Eukaryota; Metazoa; Arthropoda; Insecta; Hymenoptera; Braconidae. Gene Ontology annotation, molecular function: structural constituent of chromatin; DNA binding; protein heterodimerization activity. The transcript has a single exon. Gene Ontology annotation, cellular component: nucleosome. Bases 40 to 417 code for a protein of 125 amino acids.
UCGCUUGUAUUGAUACUUUCAAUUUCCAAACUCAUCAUCAUGUCUGGUCGUGGUAAAGGAGGAAAGGCAAAGGGAAAGUCAAAGACCCGUUCAAGUCGCGCUGGACUCCAGUUCCCAGUCGGUCGUAUCCAUCGUAUGUUGCGCAAAGGCAACUACGCAGAACGUGUUGGAGCUGGGGCCCCAGUCUACCUCGCAGCUGUUAUGGAAUAUCUGGCCGCUGAAGUUCUCGAGUUGGCAGGUAACGCUGCUCGUGACAACAAGAAGACUCGUAUCAUCCCACGUCAUCUCCAGCUGGCCAUCCGUAACGACGAGGAGUUGAACAAACUUCUCUCUGGAGUCACCAUCGCUCAAGGUGGAGUUCUACCCAACAUCCAAGCUGUCUUGUUGCCCAAGAAAACCGAAAAAAGCAGCUCUUAAAUUAAACAUCAAUUCAAAUAAAAAAACAAAACGGCCCUUUUCAGGGCCACCAAUUUUUUCAUACUAAGAAAAUUUACCAAGUGGUAUCAUUAAUCCUAAAGAAAUAAUUUAUGACUGCCUGAUCACAUUCUGCCUAAUUUUGACUUGUUCUAGUUUGCAAAAUUUUUUGUUAACUUAAAACCUACAUGACAAAUAAUCAAAUU